AUAAAGCAACACACAACACCUCAACUUUCAAUAAACAAACAUGCCUUCUUUCACUCAAGCAAUCCUCUUCCUAGCCGUGCUUGCGGCUGUGGCAUCGCCGUCGCAUGCGAUCACGUGCAGCGACGUGAUGAAGGACUUGAGGCCGUGCAUCAACUACCUCAAGAGCGGGAGCGGGACGCCGCCCCCUCCCUGCUGCGCGGGCGCCUCCAGCCUAGCCGCAUCCGCCACGGCCAAGGCCGACAAGCAGGACGCCUGCAACUGCAUCAAGAAUGCUGCUAAGAGCAUCACUAUCAAGCCGGGGCUCGCCAAGGCUCUUCCCGGAAACUGUGGGAUCUCGAUGCCCUUUCAAAUCUCUCCUAAUGUUGAUUGCUCUAAGAUCAGUUAAGAUGGAUGGAAGGAAAUUAAUGUGUGUGAUGAUGCAUGGAUUUAUGUUAGUGUAUGAGGAAUAAGAUGUAAUUUUUUCUCUUCUUUGGAGGCUAAUUGCAUCUCUUAUUUGUACUCUUCUUGUAUGCUCUUUUUGAGAGUAUACAUGCAUAUGUAUUUCUAUUUAUGUUUGUGAGUUUUUUCUUCAA
Salvia splendens (bonfire salvia) is the source of this 572-nucleotide messenger RNA. RefSeq names its product non-specific lipid-transfer protein 8. The coding region runs from base 41 to 385 and encodes 114 amino acids. The transcript is spliced from 2 exons. Gene Ontology annotation, molecular function: lipid binding. NCBI's taxonomy places the organism in Eukaryota, Viridiplantae, Streptophyta, Magnoliopsida, Lamiales, Lamiaceae. The record is from RefSeq and is a predicted model, not a curated record. Gene Ontology annotation, biological process: lipid transport.